Messenger RNA from Exophiala dermatitidis NIH/UT8656, 921 nucleotides. RefSeq lists its product as uncharacterized. The transcript has 2 exons. Lineage: Eukaryota; Fungi; Ascomycota; Eurotiomycetes; Chaetothyriales; Herpotrichiellaceae. Gene Ontology annotation, molecular function: oxidoreductase activity. The record is from RefSeq and is a predicted model, not a curated record. The coding region runs from base 1 to 921 and encodes 306 amino acids.
AUGGCAUCUGCAGCAGUUCAGCAGCCCACGGGGCAUUCCACCUCUUUUGAACCAUUGACCACGCAGGUCAAGGGCAGUAGUCUGACCUCUCAACCAGAGAAGCACCAUGUCCAGACCAAGCUGAAUUACUACAAAUAUCCUGGUGAUGGGAGUCGUCCCCCUCCCAACAUUGCCGGCAAACCAGAGACAUAUGACCGACCAAGCGAACCCUUGGACGUGACCGUCCACGACAUCCGGGGCGAGGAGGAUCAAUACACUCUGGACAAGAACGGAUUCCAGAUCUACCGUCACGCAAGCGUGGAGAAGGAGUUCCUGGACGACGAACAGAUCAAAGCCCAAUAUUACCCGGAGGUUGAACAGCUGUUGAAGGAUGCAACCGGUGCUUCGCGCGUGUUCAUCUUCGACCACACCAUCCGCCGUCAGCCCAAGGACCAACGCGGCGAGACUCCUACCGUCAACCUCCGCGGGCCUGUGAAUCGAGUGCACAUCGACCAGAGCUACAGCGCAGCCAAGUCCCGAGUCCCGCACCAUCUUCCAGACGAGGCGGACAAGCUGCUCAAGACCCGCUAUCAAAUCAUCAACGUCUGGAGACCCAUCAAGACCAUCUAUAAAGAUCCUCUCGCCGUCGCGGACGCCCACUCGGUGCCGGACUCGGACCUUGUGGGCGUGGAUUUGAUCUACCCUGACCGUCGGGGCGAGACGUACACCGUCCGUCCGAAUCCGGAACAUAAAUGGUACUACCUGUACGGACAGACGCCCGAAGAGGUGGUUUUGAUCAAGUGCUUCGAUUCCAAACUCGACGGUCGUGCCAGGAGGGUUCCACAUACCGCCUUUGUCAAUCCUGAGACGGUGGAUGCCCCUCCUCGGGAGAGUAUCGAGGUCAGAACUCUGGUGUUCCAUGAAGACGAGCCUGCCGAGUAG